This is a messenger RNA of Pipistrellus nathusii (Nathusius's pipistrelle), 1485 nucleotides long. The record is from the annotation of a GenBank genome assembly. Lineage: Eukaryota; Metazoa; Chordata; Mammalia; Chiroptera; Vespertilionidae.
AUGAGUUUCUCUGGAUCUGAACUUUUCUGUUUGUGUCUCAGAAUGGCAUCUCGAGGCAAACCGGCCUGCAACGGCCCUCGGUUAGGAAACCUGGGGUUUAGAUCUCGCCGCCGCCGAAGAUCUGCCGACCAGGAGGCCGCGGAGGCCAGCGUCCCCAGCCCUGGGCUCAUCUCAUUGAACAACGGCGGCCAGGUGCCCGGGAGGGACCAUUUUCUGAACCUCUGUCAGGCCUUCAGAGACUGGCUGAAGCCAGAGAGGAACAGCAAGCAGGAGAUGAUUGCCUGCCUGGCGCUGGAGCAGUUCCUGCUCAGCAGGGCCCAGGGAGAAAGGGCUGUGUUGCAGCAGAAGUGGGAGGCGUGUGGCAGAGACCUGGAGUCCUUCGUGGAGGACCUGGAUGAUGGGAACCUGAGGCCCCCUGGCUUGGUCCACGUCCAAAUGUGGGGGCAGGAAGCCCUGUUUUCGGAGAACACGCCCAUAGGACAGGUCAUGGCCUACUUCCUGGAGCAGCACUCAGCAGCGGCCCCCACAGCGCUCACCCCCGGGACUCCCUCCCAGAAUCCCCCAGACACACCACGGCCGACAGCACCAGGACACGCAGGGGAACAGGGCGGCAACCUUUCCAGGGAAGACCACCGACCCCCCUCCCUGCUCAUCCUCCAGGGAGAGAGCCUCCCGGGGCCCACAGAGGGCGCCGUGUCCUGGGAGAGUCCACGCAGCCCCAGGGCAGCCAGUCCGGGCGCCUCUGCCCAAGAGGAGACCCUGGAGGAGACCCCGGAGGAGACCAGGGAGGAGAUCCUGGAGGAGACCAGGGAGGAGAUCCUGGAGGAGACCCUGGAGAUCCUGGAGGAGACCAGGGAGGACACCAGGGAGGAGACCAUGGAGGAGACCCUGAAGGAGAACCGGAAGCCGGAGGGCGGAAGCCCGGGCACCACCCGGAAGCUAUACUCGUGUAACCGGUGUCCCAAGGUCUUCAAGUACUUAUGCCGUUUCCGGCUCCACGAGAGGAGACACAACAACGAGCGGCCCUUCGUCUGUGCCGAAUGCAACAAGGGCUUCUUCCAGGCCUCGGAACUGAACGUGCACCUGCGGACCCACAAGAAGGAGAAGCGAUUCCACUGCCAGAAGUGCGGCUGGCCCUUCAGCCACAAGACCAACCUGGUGGCCCACGAGCGCAUCCACUCGGGCGCCAGGCCCUACGAGUGCCCUCGGUGCAGGAAGACCUACCGCCAGUCCUCCACCUACCACCGCCACCUGCGCAUGCACCAGAGGAGGGACUCUGCAUCCGGGGCCUCGGCAUCCGGGGCCUCGGCAUCCGGGGCCUCUACAUCCAGGGCCUCCGCAUCUGGGGCCUCUACAUCCGGGGCCUCCGCAUCUGGGGCCUCUACAUCCGGGGCCUCCGCAUCCCCCACAUCCGGGGCCUCUGUAUCCGGGGCCUCCGCAUCCCGCACAUCCGGGGCCUCCAAAUUCGGAGACUCCAUGCCCUGA